CACUAAUCUCAUGACUCGUUGCUCCCUCGAGGGCCGGUAGCGCAAAAAGGCAGACUGGUCUCACGACGCUGUCCCUAUCCGCCUGACACCAUUGUUAUCUCAGACCUGCUACUCCGGCUCCCGCUCCUCCUUCCCCAAUGGAGCCUCUGGUACAUCGAGGCCAUCACCGUUUCCCUCGUCCAUUUGCUCCAGGCAGUAGGAAUAGAAACAGAAGCAUUACAGAGCCGACAUGGGUAGGGCUCCAAUUUUCUCGAGACGUCAACAUUCGCUUCUCGAGCAAGUGGGCAGAGAGGCUUUUUGGAGAUUUUCAGUUCGUUCCCGCGGAGGCACCGGAGGAUUCUCCUUCCAAUCUCUCAUUUGUUUCGCUUCUCCCGCCGUUGGCUCCUGAGCGGACGCUUGUCCUCCCCAUAGACUUCUAUCAGGUUUUGGGAGCAGAGACUCAUUUCUUGUCAGAUGGAAUCAGGAGAAGCUAUGAAGCUAAGGUUUCUAGGCCGCCACAAGAUGGGUUUAGUCAGGAGGCCCUGUUGGGGAGGAGGAAGAUCCUGCAGGCUGCUUGUGAGACGCUGGUGAACCCUCGAUUGAGGGAAGAGUACAAUCAAGGGCUCGUGGAAGAUGAGAACUAUACAUUGGCAGUUGAACUGCCAUGGGAUAAGGUCCCCGGAGCUCUGUGCCUGCUACAGGAAGUUGGGGAAAAUGAAGUGGUCAUUCAGAUUGGGCAAAACCUGUUAGCAGAAAGACUGCCAAAGCCUUUUAAACAAGAUAUUGUGCUGGCAAUGGCACUGGCUUUUGUGGAUUUAUCAAGGGAUGCAAUGGCGUUGUCUCCUCCAGACAUCAUUAAAGGCUGCGAGUUGCUGGAAAGGGCUUUAAAACUUUUACAGGAGGAAGGAGCAAGCAGUCUUGCACCUGAUCUCCGUACUCAAAUUGAUGAGACACUUGAGGAGAUAACCCCACGUUGUGUUCUGGAGCUUCUGGCUUUGCCACUUGAUGAAGAGUAUCGGACCAAAAGGGAAGAAGGUCUUAAUGGUGUGCGGAAUAUUCUGUGGACUGUUGGAGGUGGAGGUGCUGUGGCAAUUGCUGGAGGGUUCACAAGGGAAGACUUUAUGAGCCAAGCCUUGUCACUUAUGACAUCAGAUGAGCAGGUAAAUUUAUUUGUGGCAACACCUAGCCAUAUACCUGCCGAGAGUUUUGAAGUAUACGGUGUUGCACUUGCUCUUGUAGCCCAAGCUUUCACUGGCAAGAAGCCUCAUCUGAUCCAGCAGGCAGAUAAGUUGUUUCAGCAACUGCAACAGACUAAAUCUGUCACUGACCCCCAAGCUGUCAAAGACAGUGAGAUUGACUUUUCCCUUGAACGUGGACUCUGUUCACUACUUACGGGGGAGCUAGAUGACUGUCGUUCAUGGUUGGGCUUAGACAAUGAUUCUUCACCAUACAGAGACCAAUCUGUUAUCGAAUUUGUCAUGGAAAAUUCACAGGAUAGUGGAGACGAUGACAUCCUUCCUGGGCUAUGCAAAUUAUUGGAAAGCUGGUUGAUGGAGAUUGUGUUCCCAAGAUUUAGGGAUACAAAAGAUGUAAAUUUCAAGCUUGGUGACUACUAUGAUGAUCCUAUAGUUUUAAAAUAUUUGGAGAGGCAUGAGGGGGAAGGAAGAUCACCAUUGGCUGCGGCUGCUGCCAUUGUGAGAAUUGGAGCUGAGGCUUCAGCAGCACUUGAUAAUGUAAAAACAAGUGCCAUUCAGGCAUUGCAUAAGGUGUUUCCACUGAGAAGUAGAGAAGAGGAGAUGGAAAAAGAGAGUGGUGCCAAUGCUUCUGUGGUAGAAAGCGUGCUUGUGGAAGAGCAUGAUAGAACUAUUCUUGAACAUUCACCUGAAGUUGCUGAGCAGAACUUCGAUGACUACAAGGAGUCAACAGCAUCAAUUUCGAAUGACAUAAAAGAUGCUACCGUGAAAAUCCUGUGUGCUGGAGUGCUGGUUGGCUUUCUAGCAGUGGCAGGAUUGAAACAAGUGCCUGGUAGAUCCGUAUCACAUCCUGCUAAGAAAGACGCAGGUUCAGCAUUGGCUGCAGAUGUCAUUGGUCUGGAUGAUGAUACUUCGGCCAUGGACAUUCCAAGAAUGGAUGCAAGAUUAGCUGAAAGCAUUGUCCGAAAGUGGCAGGGAAUCAAAUCGCAAGCUCUUGGACUUGAGCAUGCACUUUCGAGCUUGCCUGAGGUUUUAGAUGGUCAGAUGUUAAGAAUAUGGAGAGAUCGUGCAUCUGAGAUUGCCCAGAAUGGCUGGUAUUGGGAAUACACCUUGUUGGGGCUAACGAUUGAUAGUGUCACCAUCUCCAUGGAUGGGAGGAGAGCUAUAGUGGAAGCAACACUUGAGGAAUCGGCACGGUUAACUGACAACACCAAUGCCGAGCACAAUGAUUCACGCAUUGCCACUUACACCACCAGGUACGAGAUGAGUUUCGCGAAGGGAGGAUGGAAAAUAACGGAAGGCGCAGUUCUUCAAUCUUAAUAUGUAUCUGUGUCCAUCUAUUUUCUGUUCAGUGUUGUUUUGGCCUUUUGGCUUCUCUCUCUCUCUCUCUCAUAUUGAUAAAGUAAGUGGUUUUUAAAAUUAAGAGGGUUCCACGUUAA
Messenger RNA from Nymphaea colorata (pocket water lily), 2611 nucleotides. Its product is annotated as protein ACCUMULATION AND REPLICATION OF CHLOROPLASTS 6, chloroplastic. Bases 138 to 2492 code for a protein of 784 amino acids. The transcript has 7 exons. Gene Ontology annotation, biological process: chloroplast fission. The record is from RefSeq and is a predicted model, not a curated record. Gene Ontology annotation, cellular component: chloroplast inner membrane. Lineage: Eukaryota; Viridiplantae; Streptophyta; Magnoliopsida; Nymphaeales; Nymphaeaceae.